ACUUCAUGCGGGUAACAAUUAAAAUUUGAUCGAUAAUUGCUAAAUCAAAAGCUGAGUUGAACAGUACAGUUCUCAGUUUCUUUUAAAUGCGAAAAAAACAACAAUGCAAGGUCCUUCGUGGCAAAGUAAUCAGUAACAUACAACCUAGGAAUAAAGUAGGGCAUGUGUUUAUGAGGAGGUCAAGUGAAAGACUCCUUUUUGUGCCGUAUUUCCGCAGUGUGUUUGAACCCACACAGUGAGGUCUGGGAAAGCAUCUGGGGGCUAUUAGUUUGCAAGUAGCUUAAGGAGAUAAAGGUAUGCUGUUACGGGGCGUCCUGAGACAGGAAGAGAUAAAAGCAGCUCCUGAGGAGUGUUUACAGCCUGAAAUGAAAAGAGGCAGGAAAACAUGGGGUCUGCUACACACACAGUGUGUGUGCUCCUGUGUUUCUUAGUCUCAAGAUAAUGCUUCACACUCCAGACUGUGGGCCCAUGUACGGUCAACAGAGAGAUGGCUGCAUUUGACUGCAGUGGGAAAAGACUUACAUCAGUACCAGAGCACAUCUGGAUGAACGUAACCGAACUGGACCUGUCUGAAAAUCUGUUAGACUUUUCCCACCAUGACAGCUUUAAGAGCCUGAAUCUUUUUAGCGAUUUAGUCUCACUGAACCUAUCAGGCAACUACCUCCCCCUACUGUUAAAAGACCAUCUCUACGGCCUUUCUUCUCUUAAAGUACUUGACCUGAGUAGGUGUAAACUGGCCGCAGUGGGGGCAAACGCUCUCACCAGUCUUUCCAGUUUACAGAUGCUCUUCCUGGGGGACUUUCAGUCGAUUGCAGUUAAAGACUUGAGAUUUAGUCAAUUUGGGGAACUUAGAGGAGAACAGAGUUACAGACAGAAAGCAGGAGACAGAGUAAUGAUGACCAGAGCAUCAAAACACACGGCACAUGAUGACCACAGUGAUGGACAUUCUAAGGAUGUCAACCGUGGAACCUUCCUUCGUAAACUAUUCACAGUGGAACCAACGCCUACAAACAAUACAAAUAAUGGCAUGGAACCAGAUUAUGAUUCCAAAACGUCUUCAGAAAGCUGGAAGGUCCUUGUGGCUGUUCUGGGGUCAGCUCUGACCCUCUCUGUCCUUAUCGCUUUGCUGGCCAAAUACAAAGUCGUGCACAAGUAUCUGGCGAGCUACAGACACUCCAGGCUCAGUGAAGUAGAUGCCACGAGUCAGUGUGACCCUGCAAACUUUGAGGUGGGAUUCUCAACCCAGGGGGGCCCUGGGAUCCGUGCAGCUGCACCUACCAGUGGCAUUGAGGAGGAUGACGAUGGGUUUAUUGAAGACAACUAUAUUCAAGCGAGUGAGAGUGAGAGAGCCACAAGAGCAGCAGAGCUGACUGAUAAUGAUGAGGAGGAGGAAGAGAUUGAAUUUAGUAUUGGCUAGCAUUAUUUGGUGUAAUGUUGUUAAAUGUAAUAACUUACAUUAAAUAGUCAUUAACAAACAUUCAAUACUUCAUAAUCAGUUAUCAAACUAUUGAUUGAUUAAUUCAUUUAAAAAAAAGGAAUUUGAACACUUAAGACAAAAAACAAAACAAAACAAAAAAACUGUCAAAAACUUUUCUAGGGCCACUUUUUUUUAAAGCAUCUGAAAAUAUAUGAAUUAAAGUUGAAUUACAUUUGAAUGUACAGUAGGCAACACGAAAUAUUGAUCUGUUCAGCAUUUUAUACAAUGUUUGUAAACAUUAUUAAUGAGUUAUUAUAAAUUUUUAUUUUAAAUGAUAAUAUUAAUAAUCAUUAACUUUUAAGGAUUUUUCCUUCGAGAAUGUGCAUUUACAUUUACUUUUAAUUACAUUUUUCUGUACCAUAUAUAUUUUGUUUUGUUUGUUGCACUUCAUUUUAUUCACUUUUUUUUAAAUGCUAUUCUUUCAUUGGCCACUGGGCGCCGCCUUUGUGUACUUUAUUACUUAGCCUAGAAUUAAAUAUUAAAAUGUUAUUAUUGAUAUUAUAACAUAUUUUUGUUAUUAAUACAUAAACGUUACAUGCAUUCACGUCAUCUUAAACGAAUGCAUGUUAGUAUUUUUAUUAAUUUAUUUUUAUCUACUAUUUAAUAAAGGAUUGUCACCUGAAAG
Molecule: messenger RNA, 2102 nt
Organism: Carassius auratus (goldfish)
Lineage: Eukaryota; Metazoa; Chordata; Actinopteri; Cypriniformes; Cyprinidae
Exons: 6
Coding region: 488-1417 (309 amino acids)
Molecular function (GO): protein binding
Source: RefSeq, a predicted model, not a curated record